Molecule: messenger RNA, 3267 nt
Organism: Psylliodes chrysocephalus
Lineage: Eukaryota; Metazoa; Arthropoda; Insecta; Coleoptera; Chrysomelidae
Source: the annotation of a GenBank genome assembly
CUACUAACGAUGGAAGAAAUUAAAACCUACGAGACACAAAAAGAUUCACUUCGACAUUCAAUACAGAAUUCAUAAAAGCGUAGAAUGUAACGAAAGUUAAUCAGCUAAGAGAGCGUAAAAAUGUUUGGGAGCAAAUUGCGAUCUUGGAUGGAUGCUGUGAGGUCCAGGAAAAAGCAACAUAGGAAAGAGAAACAGGGAAAAAGUAAUAAUUUGGUUGGGGGGCAUAAAAAUAAUGUUAAAUGGGAUACUAAUUGCACCACUGUGCUUGGUGAAUACAAGGUUAACGAACGUGAGGUAAUUAAGACGCAUGUAAUGAAAGAAAGCUCGAGUCAAUCUGGUACAUCGGGCGUCUCGAAUUCUAGAUAUUCUGCAAACAAUCUAUCUUCUCCUGAAUCCGCUUACUCUACAGGAUAUUCAACAGAUGGUACUUCACCUGGCGCUCCUCCAGAAAAUCUCCUCAAUACUUCCAAGGCAACAGAUAUCUGUCACCCACGAGUUGCUGUGUUAAAUCCCAUCCAAAAUUCAAAUAAUUCAAGUAGCAAAACCACCCAUAACGUUGUACCGGAGUCCGCAAAAGUUGUGCCAAAUCAUCUGAAAGACCAUCGAACUCCUAUUUUCAAGAAACGUGUGAUUGAAGAACCGAAAGUUCCACCAUCUCAGCCAAGCAGAAUGAAUGAGAAAAUCAUAGUGAAUAUAAGUCCCGCUCUAGGCGUAACUUCACCAAGGCAAAGGAAUAGGAUUAGGACUAAUCCAUGGCUUCCAGGAAGCACCUUAAGUCCAAGUCCAGUGAAGCACGAUCUCAAAAAGGCUUCUGUCGCUACCAAAUCUUCUAAAGAUAGUCCAAAACUUCGUCGAUUCCUCAGCCCGGCUGCGAGCAGACGUAGAUCGCUUUCGACCUCAUCGAGUUCAUCAUUGAGCGCUACGAGCGUUCAACUGGAGAUGCCCCGAGCGAAAUCAAUAAGCGACGAGGAUUGCACUUUAAACGAAAUGAUGGGCAAAUACGAUGAAAGUUACGUGUAUGAAAAAGAGACUGACAUCUUAAGCGACAGCGACCCAACGGAUUGCGAAACUGACAUCGACACCGGUCAAGAUGGCGGCGAUGAGGAUGAAACGUUAGAAGGCGAUCUGGACUUCAUAGACAACGGAUCGCUGUUGGAAAUCGAAGCUAGAACGGAUUUGAACACGGGACAUUGCUCUUACUACAGCUACGAUGUCCAGAGGAAGAGGUCGUCUAGGAAAAAGACGCAACGUAGGAAUAAUAAGGCGAGUGAAAAGAAGCGUAAAUGCUGCUUGAGUAAAAAGCGGCAGCCCAAGCAAUUUGAAAAAGAAAAUAAUAAGCGUGCAAAUGCGUACAUAGAUGGUUCUAAAAGUGCUGGAGCUACUCCUGUUUCCGUCCGACGUGCCAAUUGUAGACCAAUAUCUAAAUUAACAAUAGACGAUUGCUUGAGGAAGCGAUCGAAUUCCGUAGGCUUUUACCGUGAUCCGAUCACUACAAUAGAUAAACGAGAUAAGGAAGCUGAUUUGAAAUAUAGAGAACUGAUUACCGAGGCUGAACAAAUACUGCGUGCCAUGAAAACCAAUGGUUUGUCACCUAGAAGAGUUCCUGGCCCUGCGAAUAAGAGGGUCGAACUUCUGAGGAUAACUGAAUGUGCCAAACCAGAAAUAUUCGUUAACAAAACUCGUCCAUCUAUAACAGAGGACAGUGUAAUGACAAACCCAUUUGUUUCUAAGAUUCCGUCCAAUAAUGGUUACAACUGUCCACGUUUUAGCCCUAAGAAGAAUCAUAUCACAAAAUUUAUUAUAAGUAACUCACCAGUAUUAGCUCGUAAAGAGUGGGAAAUACAACAAUCCCCGAUAUACAAAUCUCCGUUAUCCACCAGAAAGCAAAACGAAGAGCCUCACAGUACCCCGUUAAAGGAAAAGAACCUAGAAGGAAAUAGAAUGAGUCCGAAGCACAGGAGAAAGCCGAACAGACGUCCGGUUGACUCAAGCUCUGACUCUGACGAAGCUCCACGGAGACAUUCCUUAAGAAAAACUGGUUGUCCACAAAGUGAACCACUUCGGAGGAAGGUUUACAACCACACAUCUGCAAAAACAGUCGCCUUCAAUAUGGCCGCAGAGGAAACCAUUUUUCACAAGGAAUGUACGAGUAGCAGCGAAAAUCUUAGACAGCAAGUGUUGCUAAAUACCAUCGUUAACUUGAAGAGAAAUCUUGAGGAUCAUUCUGCUUCAUUGAAACAAGUUUACAGAAGCUCGCAUAAUAUAUAUGCAUGAGAAAUUUCGUGAGAGGGUACUGUGCAAUCGUCAAACAUGUUAAUCUAGAUAUUUCCGGAAAAGAAGCCUAUGAUAAAAUGAAGCAUGGUACGGCUAUGAAUACUACAGAAACAAGUGCAUACAUCGUACCCACAUUCGUAUUACGAUUAUUUUUAACUCGAAGAAGUUAGAUGUGUCUGUUUCCUGUCUGUCAACCUUGUAAUAAAUAAGAAACCCUCUUGAAGAUAAAUUAAUCUUGCAAAAAUUAAGCGAAAGUGCAGGGUAUUAAGACUACACACAAGGAAGGUAAUCUACGAAGCAAUUAUUGUACAGCCCAACAGACAUCUUAGACCAGGCAAAUCUCAUUUUCUCAAUGAAGUUUAAGGAGACAUGUUUUUCAACGUUUAAAUACAUUCUCUAAAUUGCUUCUUAAUUAGUUGUACUAAUUGAAAUUAAUUUUUUAUGGCCUAAAAAAUCAGCUUGACUUAUUGGUUUGACUGUUGAUUUGGUAAGAAUAAUUUCAACUGGUAUUUCCUAUUCUUUCUUCGUCUUUCUCUAUCAAUCGAACAUAAUUAUCGAAUUUUCGCUAAAAGUUUUAAAUAAGUAAGAUGAAUAUAAUAUUUCGACUAUAAAGUUUUGGCUGUAUAACUCCAAUAUGUGUUUUCGCUCAUGGGGUUGCUGCAACUUUCAAUUUUUAAUAGUGGUAUUAAGCUGACUUUAUUUCCUUUUCUCAUUAAGUUAUUGUAAAACAAAGAUGGCGGAGAAAGUGCUAACUCAAAGCAAAAAUAGUGUUUCAAAUCUUGGUCACUUUUUUUCAGACAAAUUAUUCUAUUCUAUCUUCUUCUUGAUGCUAAUUGCUUAAUUCUAUUUUUUAUUGGAAAAUACAUCUUUUAACUACAUAGAUUUUACUAGGUCUACCUAAUCCUACUUCCUUCUCAAUGUGACUUUUAUAAUUUACUUCACUUCACGUCGCAUUUUUUGGGAUUAUUAGAUUUGCAUUCUAUGAUAAAAGAG